CUGGGGACCGCGCGCGGGGGGCGGCAGCGCCCGCCCGGCGGAGCGCGCGCGUGGCCUCGGCUGGGCGGCGGCGGCGGCCACCCCGCCUCGGGUUGGGCCAUGCUGGCCAGCACGGCGGUGCGAUGGCUGCCCCAGGAUUUUGUGGAGGCAUCCCAGACAGGCGGUGUCUUCACAUUGUUGGCGUACUUCUUGAUGCUUACCGUUGUCAUAUUGGAAGUCAGAUCGUACGUCGAGCCCUUGUAUACGUCUGCGUACCAGACCCUGCUGUUGCUGGACGAUGAUCACAGCAGCAUGUUACAGAUCAACCUAGAUGUGCAACUUUAUGACAUUGAGUGCCGCCACCUCAAGGUGGCCGUGUUCUCGCGGGGCACCGAGGAGAGGAUGGCCCAGUCGCAGGAUCUCACCCUGCGGCCGGUGGACGUCAAUGGUCGGAUCACCGGCGCGUCGACGAGAAGUACGCAGGCCGCCAGCGACGACGACGAGGACGUUGGCGAGGGCGUCGGAGGACCAGGUCCCGUUCGGCAGGCCGAGCACAAGAAACAGAUGGAGGCGGUGCGCAAGGAGGACGGCAAGGCGGAGCUGGACGCUGACUGGAGCAGCUCGCACGACGGCUUCAAGCACCAGAGUUUCGAUCACGUCAUCCAGGGUCACGACUUCACCUUCGUCAACUUCUUCGCUGGCUGGUGCGGCCACUGCCAGAAGUUCGCGCCGACCUGGAACAACUUGGCCAAGACCAUCCAAGACAUGGAGUUCCUGGACAGCGGCAAGGUCAUGCGGACGGUCCGGCUGAUCAAGAUGAAUUGCGUGGAUUUCCGGGAGCAGUGCCACAAGCUGGGCAUCGACGCGUACCCCACCCUCCGGCUGUACAAGGCUGACGGGUCCUUCUCCGUCUUCGACGGCAACAGGAAGGAAAACGAAAUGCAAAGAUGGAUUGAAAGGACUGUGAAGACGAAGACGUACGCGUGGGGCAAGCACCACGAGGAAUUCGAAAAGGGCUGCAACGUGCAGGGCAAGCUGGACGUUCCGCGCAUGCCCGGCCACCUGGAGCUCACAGCGGGCGGGGGCGACCAGAACCUGAAUAGCAGGAUGACCAACGUGUCGCAUCUGGUGAAGCACUUGUCCUUCUCCCACCCGGCCGACGGCAGAGUCUUCCGCAAGUUGUGGUCGAGCUUCCCGAGCGACGUUGUGAAGCACUUCAACCCGAUUGACGCGAGAAAGUUCGUGACCACGGAAUUCCACCAGGCAUGGAUCCACGACGUGCAGGUGGUUCGCACCGUGAGCACCAACGAGAAAGUUUCUUUCCAGCUCAGCCACCAGAAGCGGCUGACUCAAGUGAAAGAGGAAGAUAUCCCCCAGGCCAUCGACGGCAUGGGCCCUGAGAAGGCGAUCGAGUUCAAGGCGAACCUGUGCAUACUGACCGCAGACGGCUUCAUGCAGUACCUGAAGUCCCCCAGCCGGCUCCGGCCCCAGCCGAUUUUCCCCGGGCCCUGCUGCCGGGAGUUCCUGGUGGCCACCUGCGCCCCCGAGACGGAGGUGGUCGUCUCCGGCAGCGCCGAGCCGGAGGCCCUCGUCACCGAGCCGCUGCGCGAGCUGCUGCCGCUCCCCUCGGCAUACUGCAGGAGGGGCCAGGACGUGAUGAAGGCCCUGGGGGAGUCCCUGGAGGCGAAGGUGGGGCCACCGGCCGAGCCCCGCUUCGCCGCGGCCUACGCUGCCGCGCUGGCCUGCGCCCGGCGGCAGGGACAGCAGAAGGCCAUCUUCCCCGUGCUCUUCGCCGCGGCGGCGCGGUGGCCCAGCGGGCGCUGGUAA
Molecule: messenger RNA, 1806 nt
Organism: Prorocentrum cordatum
Lineage: Eukaryota; Dinophyceae; Prorocentrales; Prorocentraceae
Source: the annotation of a GenBank genome assembly